Molecule: messenger RNA, 2649 nt
Organism: Amyelois transitella
Lineage: Eukaryota; Metazoa; Arthropoda; Insecta; Lepidoptera; Pyralidae
Product: two pore calcium channel protein 1
Exons: 17
Coding region: 61-2490 (809 amino acids)
Biological process (GO): transmembrane transport; monoatomic ion transport
Cellular component (GO): lysosomal membrane; endosome membrane
Molecular function (GO): voltage-gated channel activity; monoatomic ion channel activity
Source: RefSeq, a predicted model, not a curated record
GUAAAAUCAAAUCUGUCAAAUUACUUAAGAGAAAAAUCCUUGAAAAAUCAGUGUUGAAAAAUGGCUUCUUUGAGGAGCCCGUCUACGCCGACUGACGGUUACAAAAGGUUCAGUGAUGAUUUCGCAAACACCAGCAUCAACAAUUACGGCUCAAACGUCUCAAAUGCAAGAACCGGCGAUGGGGCGGGAGACACAGGAACUCUGGACAUGGGAAGCAGGUCUUCCCUCCACACUGGACUCCACAUGUCAGAAGACGAGCAUUGGGAGAUGAAUUACCACGAGGCUGCUAUAUAUUUAGAGGAAGGUCAAAAUAAUGAAAAAUUCGACUCUCACCCCUCCAGUCCAGAAGAAUUACCCGCUUACCUGAGGGUCCACAAUCCUUGGUACCACGGGUUGGACCUGCUUGCUUCCUUAGUGCUUAUUCUCUUGGCAUUCACCGAGGAUCCGGCUGUGCCUGCUUUUGAGCUUCCAGUUUGGGCACACGGCACGAUAGAGUUACUAGCACUCUCCAUCAUAGGAGUGGAACUUCACCUCAAGUUAAAAUGGAUAGGGUGGAGCACCAUACUCAAACAUAAAAGAACUAUGAUCAAGGGUAUAACACUGCUAAUAAUGCUGUUAGAAGCCGUUGUGGUGCUGUGCCGGCAGUCUUCGCACUUCAGGGUGACGCGGGCGCUCCGCCCCAUAUUCCUGGUGGACACACGACAUUUUGGGGGCGUCCGCCGGUUUAUAAGACAAAUACUGCAGUCUUUGCCGCCUAUUAUUGAUAUGUUAGGUUUAUUAAUGUUUUUCGUUGCUACGUACUCCUUGUUAGGAUAUUAUCUGUUCUCUGAGCAUAUAGACAAUGGACAUUUUAGGACAAUUAGCGAUUCAUUUGUCAGCAUGUUCGUCCUGCUUACCACGGCGAAUUUUCCUGACGUUAUGAUGCCGUCUUACGCCAAGUCGAAGUGGUACGCGUUGUUCUUCAUUCUCUACAUCAUCACAGUUCUAUAUGUGUUGAUGAACUUAAUGUUGGCCGUCGUAUACGAGACAUUCACUCGCAUUGAGAGAGAGAAGUGCCGAGCUCUUUUGCUACACAGGAGGAGAGCCGCGAGACACGCCUUCCGUCUGCUAGUGUCCCGUAGGGCUCCAAGACAAGUGAAGUUGCGGCAUUUCGUCGGGCUUAUGAGGCAUUAUGCGCCUCAUUACAGUGGUCUAGACGUGUACCUGAUGUUCAAGCACCUAAACCAAUCGGGCAGCGGCGGGCUGGAGCGCGCGGAGUUCGCGAGCGUGUUCGACGUGUUCGCGCUGCGCUGGUGCGGGCAGCAUGCGCGCGCGCCGUGGUACGCCGCCUCGCCGCUCGAGCCGCUGGGGAGAGCGGCCGCCGCGGCAGUGAGGUGGCCUUAUUUCGAGUACUUGAUUUAUGCCCUCAUAGUUGGUAAUGGCGUGUCCAUGGUGUUGCGAGUCUGUGAAGCGGCUGGCGAUCUCCAAGCCAGUGCGAGGCUGCUCUGUGCUUCUUGGGAUACCUGGCUGUUCCUCACAUUGUUCUUACUGGAAGCAGUUCUUCGUAUCAUGGCGUUAGGCCUCGCCGCUUACCUGGAGAGUGGGUGGAACGUCUUCGAUUUAAGCGUCACGUUGCUGGCUCUGAUGGGAGCUGUUCUACUCAGCAUAGCGCCUAAACUCUUCAUUGUCGUCAUAUUUAGGCCGCUAAGACUAAUGCGCCUCUACAAACUGAAGAAGCGGUACCGCGACGUGUUCGGAACGCUAGUGCUGCUGUCUCCACUGAUGUCUUCCGCCGGCUGCGUCAUGCUCGUCAUGUACUUCUUCUUCGCCAUAAUCGGCAUGGAACUGUUCUCGUCUUAUGAUCUCAAGAACUGUUGUGUAAACACGACGGUAGAAGACUUCUACAAAUACUCCCUGAACGGCUCCACGGCUCUUGGCUAUUACUACCUGAACAACUUCGAGAACAUCAUCACCAGCGGGGUGACCUUGUUCGAACUGACAGUGGUCAAUAAUUGGUUUAUAUUGAUGAAUGCGUUUGCGACAGUCGCUGGACAGUUCAGCAGGAUAUAUUUCAUGGUGUUCUACUUAUUCACUAUGGUGGUUCUGACCAUCGUGGUAGCCAGCGUGCUUGAGGCGUUCCGUUUUAGGAUACAGUACAAACGCAGUACGAGUAAAAGAGAUGAGGAAAAAUUAUUACACGAGGAAGUUCACACGAGCUGGGAGGAAGCCCAGAGGUUAGGCGCCAGCGGCCAUCUUGCUGACGAGCUGAGACCUUAUCUACCUCCAGGGGUUGAGGUAACGUUCAUCGGCUCCAGGCCACGCACGAAAGAAGUGUUGCAGCGGAGAAUGUACCAGUCGGAGAUACAGAAAUGGCUGGCAGACGAGGACGAGAACGAAGGUCUGCCCCCAUCGACGACGAUAGCCUCCAGCGAGGAUCCCCUCGCCCCGCCACUGAUCCAGCAGCCGGAGACGGAAUCUAAUCACCAGGUUCGAACCGGUUACCAGUUGUAGAACAUGAUUCUCAGCGCGCUGUUCCAUCGGCUCGCGUUUAUCUGGGACGCAAUAAAGACAUUAUGAUGCAAUCUGUUCCGAUGGUUUUUUGGUUCGUUCCAGGCUUAAUGUAUUUUCGUAAAAAUUAAUCACAUUUUUGACCGACUGCAAAAAAGGAGG